Messenger RNA from Dermacentor albipictus, 2903 nucleotides. RefSeq lists its product as uncharacterized. NCBI's taxonomy places the organism in Eukaryota, Metazoa, Arthropoda, Arachnida, Ixodida, Ixodidae. The record is from RefSeq and is a predicted model, not a curated record.
AUGUCGUCACAAAGCGCAAACGCGCGUGCUUUGCGAAGAAAUAUGCGGGAGAAAACCCGCGAGAAUUUACGAAAGCUCCGAAAUGGAAACCGAACCAAGAUCAACAAGUCGAUGGGAACGGCCUACUGCGCUUUGAGAGAAGUCCGAAGCACGGCACGCCAGGCCUUGGAAAACGUCAAAUCUGCAGUUGAAAACAUCUCCAACAGGUGCCUGCAAGGAGGCCGAAGCCGUACAAAGUACCGACUUCCUCCAGCGUCUUACUCUCCUCUACACUGCCAGACACCCGUGAGGUUGUACUCCCCUUUUGGCAUCGAAACACCCAGCCCUGUCACACCUCGUCGCAGGACGCCUGGCCGCCGAACACCCAAAACGCGUGCACUGGGAACACCUGCCAGGAAACUGAGGGACGAGCUGAAGGAGAUCGAGACAGGCAUUGGGGAGCUGCACACAGUGGCUGACAAGAUCUCCAAGCGACAAGCCAAGAAGACUUGAAGGAGGACAGAGCCGUGCAGCCAUCGCAAUGUUCAAGAAUAUGCCAAAGCAUCCACCGCUCAUAUAUUAAGCGUUUCUUGAGGCAGCAGCAUUCAGUCAUUACCUAUGCAAUUUUGUGUAAGCUACUGUUUUAAGCAUGUAGGCUGACAUAUGCUAGCUAUAGUCGCAACGACUUUAUAGACCUUUGCCCUAAAGUAAUUUCUUCACAACAUUCCCUGUUGCAGUCUCCCAGCUUGAGUAAAUGUAGAGAUUUAUUUUGUCAGCAUUGGCAGCAACAUGGUAAUCAUCAAAAUUAGUUUUUUUUUUAAGUACAAGAACACUUACAACACAAACAUGUCUCUAACAUGUUUGUGUUGGUAUCACAAUAUGCAGAGUUCUUACAUCACCUUGAAUUACCCUUGAAUUUGAAAAAAAAAAGAGGUUCAAGGACCCUUAAAACUCCUUGAAAACUGCAGUCGCUGGCGACUUUUGAACACUAAAGGUAACAAACUCUGUGUCAGGGCUAUGCAUGGAUACAGUCUAUUGGUACACAAUCCUAAAUACUCACUUUCCAGAGUGUCGCAAAGCGAUGCAAUGGGGUAAGUCCAGACAGACAGGUCAAGUGACCAAGCUGUACCACUAUUUUUGUUAGCUCACACAGCAUCCAUCACUGCUCCAUUUUUGAGCCCUAGGCUAUAGAAAUGUCUGGCGAAAAUCAAGUUUCAGCCAUUUGGCUUUAAUGUGAGGAGUGUCUUUGGCUGAAGCAGGACACUACUAACAAUCAUGCUAGAAGCUGAUCUACAUCAUUACAAAAAAAAAUUAAAUUAUUGGGUUUUACGUGCCAAAACCACUUUCUGAUUAUGAGGCACGCCGUAGUGGAGGACUCCGGAAAUUUCGACCACCUGGGGUUCUUUAACGUGCACCUAAAUCUAAGUACACGGGUGUUUUCGCAUUUCGCCCCCAUCGAAAUGCGGCCGCCGUGGCCACAUCAUUACAAUGGAAAUGUCAACGUUCAAAAUUCACUUGAAGCCUGCAUCCUACUCAGCUACUGCUUAGGUGCAAGAAAUUGCCGCUAGGAGUUCACUAUUUUCCAGUUUAUGUGCACAAAUAAGGUUUGUUUCCCACUACUUAAAAUUUGGCCUUUUUCAUCCUUAAUUGUCCUUGUAUUUUGAGUUCAAUGUUCUGUAUGAGCCCUGAAUAUGGCACUAUCAAUGCUGCCAUCUUCAGUAUUCCAUGCAGGGGCAAUCCAUAUAGUACUGACCAGCUAAAGCUCCCCAGUGCUUAAAUACUCUUAUACUGCAGCUGUGCUGGCCAUUACGCUGCUCUCAAUAAUGAUAAUAAUAAUAAUAAAAAAUGCCAGUUUUACUCUGUACACUACAAGUCAAGCAUGUUGCUAUGAUCUAGCAGCGUUGUCUGUGUGUGACACAAAGGGGACUGUUUUACCUGUGACCAGUGUAUUUUAGCAGCUAUUUAUAAGGACUCAUAUUUUUCCUUUGAAUUAACAGUGCUGACAUUAGUCGCACUAGUUAAAAUGGUUUUUAUAUUCAUGCCAAUGAAAGUGCACCCUACCAAGAUGGGUGAUUUGCUAAGCAUAUUGCAGCAGGGUUUGCAAAAACUAGCAAAGGUUGUGGGAAUGCGCGACCCUCGCGCCUCCCCUGAUGUUUUUCCCGCAUAGCGCGUCUCCUGUGGUCCCGCUUCGCAACGUGGCCUGCGUGACGUCAGCGCGGUGAUGUGGUUAAAGCGCACUCCGAGAGAUGGCGCUAGUGUUGCGCGGCUGCGGGGUUACCCUCGGCGGGGGAGACGAGGCGCGCUCCCUUGGGUUCCAGACAGCGAGCGGGACAGAGGUGCUUGCACGUGCAGCAACCCUCUUUCCCGGCACGUCGGCGCGCGGCGGGGACGUCUCCCGCUAGCGCGCGGCGGCCGAUGCAUCUGCGAGACCGCCUCGCGUGGCCGCCUUCGAACGCGCCACGAUCCGCGUGACUAUACACGCGAACGACCAGGCGUUGGGAUCCAGCAUGGGGCGAACAUAUUCGCUCGCUUCCGGUCGCGGUAAGUCGGACUUCUAGAUUUGUCGCGCGCCCAUCGGCAUGUUUUGUGGAUAGCAACUCGGCUAGCAGGCAUUGAUGUAUGAAAGGUGCAAUAAAUGCCCUUGUGACUGUUUGCACUACUGUGUUGUCGUUCCUUUGUCCCAAGAGUACGGUGUGAGAAUGCCCACACCAGACCCCACAAGGUGUAUGAUUCAGUCAAUUGAUGCAGUGACAAGCUCAGCUACUUUGGAAACUGCAUGUUGUUUAGCUAUUAUGCCUGUAGGCUGGCUUUAGUGUAUUAUAGUAUACUUCAGAUUCCAGCUAUUAUUUAUAAGGCAGCUGCUGUCACAUUGUUGCAUGUUGUGUAUGUCAUCUAUACUCAACAAAUAAAACGUUAAACAUUCA